Tuber aestivum (summer truffle) is the source of this 3608-nucleotide messenger RNA. The record is from the annotation of a GenBank genome assembly. NCBI's taxonomy places the organism in Eukaryota, Fungi, Ascomycota, Pezizomycetes, Pezizales, Tuberaceae.
AUGCCUGAGAUUCGAGAUACUCUAUCUGUCCUUCGUUUCUUCUUUCAAGAAACUUAUCACGCAAAUCGGGGAUCCGGUUAGGGUGCCGCCCAAAGAAAAAGAAAGAGGGAGAGGGAGACAGGGAGAGAGAAAGAGCCCCCCUAACUCCCUGUUUGUUAUGAGAAGAUUACAGAAUAUCACGACACGGGAGCCGAGUGCCAACAAUCACAGGGCUAUCUCCGGCCUAAAAACUCAGCCCUACAAGUCGCAGGGGCCGCUUUUGGGUCUAGGAACAGGGAGAUGUAGAAAGGAAGAAAAGAGGAAAAUGGUAAUAAGGGAAAAAAACAAAGAGGAAUGAAGUCAAGUAUUGGCAACACAACUUUGGAUCCCUGCCUAUAUCUUUGCUCAACCUACACACCGCGAUAGGCCAGCUGAACCUCGGUAGGUACGAAGAGUGCUUCUGUGAAUACCAGAAGACUUUUUUUCGAUGAAAAAGGGCCAAUUUGUACCUUUUUCAUAUUUACUUGCCCCAAGCUGGAAAAACCUCCCCCAAAAGACACGGAUUAAAAGAAAUAUACGUGAAAAAAAAAAAAAAUUCUGAGCGUACCUAAGCACCAAUGCGGGGGAUACCCCCUUCUUUUUGAGUACCGUACUUCUCGCCUGGGGCAAGUACUACAAUAGCGGUGUACUGUAUAGUACUCGUGCUCGAGUAUAUUACUACAGUAGUACUGUACGAGUACUCGUACAAGCAGUGGGAAUUACUCGUAUGGCUCUCUUGUCCCACCAUCCCCGGCCCUCCACACACCCACUUUUCCACAAAUCUACCGUACCGGUAUGUCUACAACAGAACUUUCGAUUUCGACCACACACACCAGCUACCGCAAACCUUCCUCCCUUUUCAACUAGCAUGCUCCGGAGUUCCCAUGUCUCUAACAACGAGGGUUUUAUGCAUAAUACGGCUGGUCGGUGCCUCGAAGGGAUGGGGCCAAUGCGGGGCAAAGAAAUGAAAAAAGGAAAAGAAAAAAAGACAAGCCCGCUCCCGCCCCUUGCCCAUCCAAGAGGUAGAGGGAUUAUAGUAAUUAGUUAAGGAGGCUUUCCCUAAGAUCAGCAAGAGGUACUUCUGUCCCUGCCCACGGUACUUUCCUAACCCGGGAGGGAAAAUCUUACUUUUAGAUGGGGACUUGCAUCUAUUUUUUGUUAAAUCCUUCAAUUGCCAGGGUUUGGGACUUGCAUCCAAAUAUUGGUAGAUACAUGCAUUAUAGGACCCCCCCCCCUUUCCUAGUGCCUUGCCUUUAGUCUUUAUUUAAUAUCUGGGGAUUCCCGCCCAAGAAUUAACCAAAUCCAGCGAGCCGGAUUCUACAAAUCGGUAAUAUAUAUACCUCGAGGGCGGCGAGGUUCGUACCUCCUUUGGCUUAGCUUUCCUGCAGGCGCUUUUGUGAAAGUGGGGGAAUUUGGUUCUGUGAGGAAUAAAAUAGAAGGUUUGUGUGCCUGUCUUGUUAUAUCGAUUGCCCUUUGACGGUCUGAUGCUUUGACUGACCUGAGUUGAAGCUUCACGAUGACGCGAGGUCCGUUACUCUUCGCAGUGGUGUUCCCGCUGCUGCCGUUAUCGACGCUCUUUGUGUGCUUGAGGUGAGAAUUGAAUAUCCCUCUCCUGCCAGGCGAAGCUUGUGCGGAGGCUGAUUUUUUUCGUCUUAAUUGGAGAUUCUAUUGCCGGUACUUUAUUGUGCAAAAUGUCGGGUUAGACGACUGGAUUAUGCUGGUAGCAUUGGUAUGAUUUGCUGAAUCCAUACUCUGAUUGGGGCCUUCAGUUAACAUAGGAAAUAGGUGAGUGCAUGGCAGAUAGGUUCGUCAGAGACCGGCCCGGACCACUUACAGACAAGCACUAAUUACGGGCAACUUGCGCAGGUGUGAUUAAUGUUUAUCAAGUGAAAUAUGGUUCAGGGUGAGCGCUGACUACGCGAAAUCUCCGACCCUUUAGGCCAUCAAAACUAACUAUGAAAUAGAACACACAUGAAGGAUCUGGUGAGCAUCCAAAACGACAGAGCGGGAUAUAUUGGAUGCUAAUCCCUUCUUAAAGCCAUUUACCCCGGAUUUCUUCGUCAAAACCUUGAAGGUAUGGUACGCCUACCAGAUAGUGUACUUAAUCGCCCUAUUCUUCGUCAAGAUCAGCAUCUUGGCAUUCUAUCGAAGACUUUCGCCAGCGCAAGGGUAUCAAACAGCAAUCAAGGUAGUGGCGGCAGCUGUGACUGUAUACACGAUAGCAAUGGUUUUCGUAAAUGUGAGUCCAGUUUGGGCCAAGAAAACCUAUCCUCACGAGAUAUCACUUGGAGGACAUCGGCUAAGGUUGGAUUCGACAUUUCUAUCUAGGCUUUUGAAUGCCCAAAGGAUCCAACUCUUGCCUGGGCACCAACAUUCCCAAAGGGGUGCAACAACCUUGUCCCUGUCUACUAUGCACAGGCCGGCUUCAAUAUCUUCUCUGACCUCGUCAUUUUGGUUCUGCCUCUUCCUUCACUGAUAAGGCUUCAAGUAAGCAAACGCAGAAGAGGUAUGUGGAUCGCAUCUACUAUGAUGUACUUGGCUGUCACCCUACCCGACAGGAUGCUGAUUUACCUCCAACAGUGGCUCUUGUAGUCGUUUUUUGCAUUGGCAGUAUUGCUGUGAUUGCAUCGAUAGUGCGCAUCAACGCCCUGUAUAUUUUCCAAAACUCGAAGGAUAUUCCUUGUAAGACCUACGCUCCCCUAGGGCUUAGCUGAAUUGUGGCCUUGCGGGGUAAAUAGCUAACGAGUAUCAUAGAUGAUGGAAUAUUCAUUCUUAUCUGGUCACAAGUCAGCCCCACCUUUAGAGCCCGAACCCUCCCAUACCCUUCGAGAUACUAUCCAGUUUAAGUCAACCCCAAUACUGAAAAGCCCGAAUUAUAGGUCGAAAUCAACGUCGCCAUCAUCUCCGCCUCAGCACCCGGUAUCCUCCCACUCGUGAGAUAUAUCACCGGCAGCAGCAAACCCGGGAAAUCUGACGAUUAUUCCUACCCCGCAUCCCCCAAGAACCAAACAUGCCACAUAGCCCUGCAGUCGCUCGGGGGAGCUAGGCGGGGGGAAGGAGCAACGUCUAAUAUUACGGGUGGACGGGUAAUCUUGAAUGAAAGCGAGGAGAACAUUGUCACAAAGAGCGGGAUUAUAAGGACUACGGAUGUGAGGGUAGAGAUAGGCACAGGGCGAUCAGAGGAGAGCUUGAGGGACUUGGAAUGGGGCAAUGGGCGUUGAUUGACUUGGGCUGUUCUCCAAUGCUCUCUGGAUCCGACGCAUGAGAUUUAUCUUUGGCAUACCGCUAGUGGGAGGAGGGAAUUUCCAUCCAAUGAGUUUUAGUUCCUCCUCUGGUUUUCUACACUUUACUUCUAUUUCCUAAACUCAUACCUUAGCUAGAGGUGGGUUUCGCCAGGUUCUCUUUUUUUUUGGGUUCGGUUUUUAUUUCCCUCGUUUUAGCGGUAACAAAGAGGCCAGCUGCGCACCGGUAGAUCAGAGAUCCAGGGCCAGGAGUUUUCGACGUAAACGUGUACAUGUAUAUUAGUAUAUGCAAGUAUUUAGUUAGAUAUACAUACUGACCUACUGCAAGGUGCUUGUACAGUCGGUAUU